AGGAUGGCACAUCAAUCAUUGCCAGAAGGUUUGCUGUGUCUCCCAGCACAGUCUCAAGAGCAUGGAGGAGAUUCCAGGAGACAGGCAGUUACUCUAGAAGAGCUGAAUGGGGCCGUAGAAGGUCCUUAACCCAUCAGCAGGACCGGUAUCUGCUCCUUUGUGCAAGAAGGAACAGGAUCAGCAUCAGCACUGCCAGAGCCCUACAAAAUGACCUCCAGCAGGCCACUGGUGUGAAUGUAUCUGACCAAACAAUCAAAAACAGACUUCAUGAGGGUGGCCUGAGGGCCCGACGGCCUCUAGUGGGCUCUCUGCUCACUGCCUGGCACCGUGGAGCUCGAUUGGCAUUUGCCAUAGAACACCAGAAUUGACAGGUCAGCCACUGUCGCCCUGUGCUUUUCACGGAUGAGAGCAGCUUCACCCUGAGCACAUGUGACAGAUGUGAAAGGGUCUGAAGAAGCCGUGGCGGACGUUAUGCUGCCUGUAACAUCGUUCAGCAUGACCGGUUUGGUGGUGGGUCAGUGAUGGUCUGGGGAGACAUAUCCAUGGAGGGACGCACAGACCUCUGCUUUCACAACUAUUCUUCUGCUGGAGUUGCUGUGUGAGGAUGCAGUCAAACAGGUCUGAGUACAGUCACAGGCGGCAGUACAGUGACAGAAGUUCAAGGCAGUGGGAUGACUAUGAGGAUAGAAGGGAAGAAAGGCGUGAACCUCACAGAGAUAUACCGCAGGAUUCUUAUCAGAAAUAUGGUGGGGAUGGACAUAGUAGCACAGAGAGGACAAGUAGAAGUAGAGAGUUCAGUGACUCUCCUAAGAUGCUGUACAGCAAAGACUCAUUGAACAGAGACUGGAGCAGAAAGAGCUCAGCGAGGAGACUCAUGUCCUCACCUGAAUGGGGUACUUCUGAAAAGAAAAGGCGAAUGUUUACAGAGGAUGAUAAAGAUGAUUACAGAUACAGGCGUGAGCCUGAGGAUAAAACAAACAGGCAGUCACCAGACAAUUUUUCACAUGCAACCAAGGAUUUUAAACGUACACUAUCACAGGAAGAGGAUUUAAAAUACAGGAAAACGCCUCAGGACUCCAGAUAUUGGCAUGAGGAGUUCAGCUAUAGGCAACAACAUGAUGACUGCAGACAAUCGUCUGGAUAUUACAAAGAUAGAGAUGGUCAUGAAAGGAGCCGAGACUGUUCACAAGAGAGGACACAGUCACAAGAUCGCUCCACUAAGAGUUAUGCCAAACCCAGAGAGAGGAAUGACAGCCCCUCCACACACGAGGAUUAUCGUCAAAUUAGAAGACUGUUUCCAUUGAAUGGAUCAAGUGGACAGUCUUCUGAGAGUGAUGUCACCAACCAAAGUGCAGCUGUCACUGAGCAGAAGAAGUCAGCCGUGGGCUUCCAGCGCUUCCUCGAUGUGCUCAACAAGGGUGUGAAUGUCGCCACGCUCACCAAGAUAGUGACUCAGACCUCCACAGAAGUGGAUGAUCGACCACGUUCUCCAACUUCUUUCAUGAACACUGAUCGUCCGUGGUCUCCAAGUUAUGCUGGGAGGCAACAGGGAAGCCACCAAAAUCCCAGCCACUGGAGCGAGAGCGAAGGAUCCCAGAGACUGGCUUCUCCACAGCCUCCACAGUCCUUUAGCCCAAAGGGGCACUCUCUGUCUGAUAGCAAGUCUCUGCAAAGGGGUGACGGAGAACAAAGCUACUUUAGCUCAAACAGCAGAUCCAGGUCUCCCUCAGUGGUGGAAAAGAUAACACUGACAACUGAAGAUGAGCACAAGCACAGGCAAAUGCAGGAUGUUUUGCAGGCCAUUGGCAUGAAUUUAGGAUCCGAGGAACUGGGCCAGAUGUCGCAUCGUAUCCAGGAGCGGUUGUAUGGAAAGAAGGAUAGUGACGGUGGCCGCCUUCGUAGAGCAAGUAGGGAAAGGGAGACAAAGCAAGCGUGUUCACCAAGACGGAAAAGUAGAUCAUCAUCGUCAAGCAAAUCUAGUUUUAGCCCUUUAAAUCAGGAAUAUUACAAGAAAAAAGACUGUUAUAGUACUCAGAGGGAUGUAACAGAGGUACACCAAGUACAGGUAGAUGAAGAUGUUGACUAUGGCCAGAAUAGCAGUAGUAGCACUUUACAGGAGAGUGAGAAAUGUGAAAAGUACUCCCAGGAAAGCACUGCUGCAUGUCAAUCAUUUUCUCAAAAUUCUGCAUACACUUUUUCAAAGCCAUCUCCUACACCUGUUAUGCCAAUGUACUCUCCAGUAAACUGUUCACCACUGCCAUAUCCAGCUCUUCCUCCUAACCUUCCCCACCUUGGACCCAGGCUGUUCUGGCCUCCUUUCUUCCCUUACCCCCAUGUCCCACCUUUGAACAUCUUUCCAGCAGUACUCGCUCAAACGAGUCAACUACUCCCACAGCACAUAAGCAAUCCACCUUACUUUAACCUGCCAGGUAUUAACCCAGUUCAGCCUCUGAACACCACACAAAAACCAAAACCACUCCCAAGGACCCGCUAUCUGCAGGUCAUUGAAACCAAACAACCUGGAUGAAGACAGUUGCAUAUGGUAGAAAUCUGACUGACUGAUAUAGUUAUUUUGCCUCCGGAGAAUAGUAAAAGAUCGUUAUAAAAUAAACUGUUGGGUCUUCAUGGACUUCCGUUUUGACCACAAACGCAUUUGAGCAUCACCUCAGAGAAAAUUAACAUUUGCAAUCACUGUCCAGCAGCAACAAAAAACAUCAGACAAGUUAACUGGCAAACAUAUAGGUGGUGUUGGAGCGCUGUCCAUCGCCCAGUCAUUUAUAACCAUAGCACAAUGUCAUGCUAAAGAAAAACACAGUUGGAAGUGUUUGUUUGUUUGUUUCUGAAAAUGUUGUCUUCUUGAUUUUUAUUUUUUAUUCAAUUUAUGUUUAAACACCAGGAUUUGAUGCAAUACAAUUUUUGUUGAAAUUAUUUGUCCACAGGUCUUUUGUAGGAUACAGGUCUGUAUCCUAAUGACAUGGAACUGUAGUUCAGUCUUCAGAGGGUUUUGGCAAACUCACAACUACAUAAUAUGCUCUACUGCUAAGCUUCAAUGUGGUUGAGGUUGACAUGUUUUCUUUUUUGUGUACACGUGCAGAAAAUGAUCCUGUAUUUGAAUAGCAUAAUAUUAAACACAAUGAUUCUAAAUCAAGA
This is a messenger RNA of Cottoperca gobio, 3150 nucleotides long. RefSeq names its product zinc finger CCCH domain-containing protein 13-like. The transcript is spliced from 4 exons. The record is from RefSeq and is a predicted model, not a curated record. NCBI's taxonomy places the organism in Eukaryota, Metazoa, Chordata, Actinopteri, Perciformes, Bovichtidae. The coding region runs from base 605 to 2527 and encodes 640 amino acids.